Drosophila virilis is the source of this 392-nucleotide messenger RNA. Its product is annotated as larval cuticle protein 65Ag1. NCBI's taxonomy places the organism in Eukaryota, Metazoa, Arthropoda, Insecta, Diptera, Drosophilidae. Gene Ontology annotation, molecular function: structural constituent of chitin-based larval cuticle. The record is from RefSeq and is a predicted model, not a curated record. Gene Ontology annotation, cellular component: chitin-based extracellular matrix.
AUACUUCAAACGCGCAACACAAAAACCUAAAAAUGAAAUUCCUGAUCGUCUUCGUUGCGCUCUUCGCCGUCGCCCUGGCCGCACCCGCCGAUUCUGAUGCAGUCGUUGUGCGCAACGAUGCCGACGUUGGACCCGAAUCAUACAAAUACAACUACGAGACAUCCAAUGGCAUUAGUGCAGAGGAAGCAGGUCAGCUGAACAAUGCUGGUACUGAACAGGAGGCUAUCGCCGUCCGUGGCUCAUACAGGUUCGUUGCCGAUGAUGGUGUCACCUAUGAAGUCACCUAUGUUGCCGAUGAGAACGGUUUCCAGCCAUCGGGCGCCCAUUUGCCCGUCGCCCCCGAAGCUUAAGAAGCUAUAUUAAAACUGAAUUAAAUUAAAUGUUGAUCUAAA